Molecule: messenger RNA, 777 nt
Organism: Glossina fuscipes
Lineage: Eukaryota; Metazoa; Arthropoda; Insecta; Diptera; Glossinidae
Exons: 1
Coding region: 1-777 (258 amino acids)
Molecular function (GO): nucleic acid binding; zinc ion binding
Source: RefSeq, a predicted model, not a curated record
AUGAAGAGUGGACCGUGGUCCAAACAACAAAUAGAAAGGUCAAUCAAAUUGGUGAAUAGGCCGGAUGCAAUUGUAAUCAAGCAAACGGGCACUAUAUCAUACAGCGAUAUGCUGAAAAAAGUUAAAAAUGAUGGUGAGCUGCAAAAAGUCGGCGAAAAUGUGACGAGAAUACGGAAGACAGUGAAAGGAGAAAUGCUGCUGGAGUUUAAGCAAAGUCCGAAGGAAGAAAACUCUGCUUACCAGAAAUUGGUGGAAAAAGCGCUAGGCGAGGAGGCUAUUGUUAAACUAAUGACCACGCAGACAAAGAUCGAAUUUAAGGACCUGGAUGAAGUUACCUCAGCGGAUGACUUAAUAGUUGCCAUAAAUACGAGCUUCAGUAGUCUAAAUAUCAAGAAGCAAGCAGUCACCUCAAUCAGGAAGGCGUAUGCCGGCACACAAACUGCAACUCUAUCGGUUCCAACAAAAACUGCUAAAGAGUUACUUCAAGCCGGGAAAAUCAAAGUUGGCUGGGUAGUGAGCACGAUUAGAGAAAAAUCCACAGAUCUUAAAUGCUUUAGAUGCUUCGAGGCAGGCCACAUUGUUAGAAAUUGCAAAGGAAAGACAGAUAGAAGCAAGUGCUGUCUAAAAUGCAACGAAGAAGGGCACCGCGCAAGAGACUGCAAUAAGAGCCCGUGCUCUGGGAUUUGCAAGGAACAAGGCAAGCCUCAUGACCACCCAAUGGCCGGCAGAAAUUGCCCGGUAAAUUCACGCGGCGCUAACAACAAUGGACAGCCAUGA